GGCUGGCCAAUCAUCGGGGGCGGCGCGGGGAGGGGUGGUGUGGACGGAGAAAGUGAAAGGUGAGGCACGGCCCUGCAGAUUUUCCAGCGGAUCCCUCGGUGGCCUCAUGUCGCGCAGUGGAACCGAUCCUCAGCAAGGCCAGCAGGCGUCAGAGGCGGACGCCGCAGCAGCAACCUUCCGGGCAAACGACCAUCAGCAUAUCCGCUACAACCCGCUGCAGGAUGAGUGGGUGCUGGUGUCAGCUCACCGCAUGAAGCGGCCCUGGCAGGGUCAAGUGGAGCCCCAGCUUCUGAAGACAGUGCCCCGCCAUGACCCCCUCAACCCUCUGUGUCCUGGGGCCAUCCGAGCCAACGGAGAGCUCUGCAGCCUGAUGCCCCCAGUCCAGGACCCAGUGAUCAUCCCCUUUUCCAAGCAAAGUCUGCUCGAGGAGUCUGGUAACUAUGGAUUUCCCCUCUUAACAAUUUUCAAACCAGAGUUGGAGACUCAGCAUUGGGGUUCGGCCCUGCCCGUAGCACAGCCAAGCCCUACCUCUUGGUUAUCUUUUCUCCCGUCACCACCCAGUAAGGUCAUGUGUUUCCACCCCUGGUCGGAUGUAACGCUGCCACUCAUGUCGGUCCCUGAGAUCCGGGCUGUUGUUGAUGCAUGGGCCUCAGUCACAGAGGAGCUGGGUGCCCAGUACCCUUGGGUGCAGAUCUUUGAAAACAAAGGUGCCAUGAUGGGCUGUUCUAACCCCCAUCCCCACUGCCAGGUAUGGGCCAGCAGUUUCCUGCCAGAUAUUGCCCAGCGUGAGGAGCGAUCUCAGCAGGCCUAUAAGAGUCAGCAUGGAGAGCCCCUGCUAAUGGAGUACAGCUGCCAGGAGCUACUCAGGAAGGAACGUCUGGUCCUAACCAGUGAGCACUGGUUAGUACUGGUCCCCUUCUGGGCAACAUGGCCCUACCAGACACUGCUGCUGCCCCGUCGGCAUGUGCGGCGGCUACCUGAGCUGACCCCUGCUGAGCGUGAUGAUCUAGCCUCCAUCAUGAAGAAGCUCUUGACCAAGUAUGACAACCUGUUUGAGACGUCCUUUCCCUACUCCAUGGGCUGGCAUGGGGCUCCCACAGGAUCAGAGGCUGGGGCCAACUGGGACCACUGGCAGCUGCACGCUCAUUACUACCCUCCGCUCCUGCGCUCUGCCACUGUCCGGAAAUUCAUGGUUGGCUACGAAAUGCUUGCUCAGGCUCAGAGGGACCUCACCCCUGAGCAGGCUGCAGAGAGACUAAGGGCACUUCCUGAGGUUCAUUACCGCCUGGGGCAGAAGGACAGGGAGACAGCAACCAUCGCCUGACCACGCCGACCACAGGGCCUUGAAUCCUUUUUUUUUUUCAACAGUCUUGCUGAAUUAAGCAGAAAGGGCCUUGAAUCCUGGCCUGGAAUUUGGGCAGAUAUAGCAUUAAUAAAACUGUGCAUCUCAAACUUU
Messenger RNA from Pan troglodytes (chimpanzee), 1456 nucleotides. It is a transcript of the gene GALT, whose product is annotated as galactose-1-phosphate uridylyltransferase. Lineage: Eukaryota; Metazoa; Chordata; Mammalia; Primates; Hominidae. Bases 107 to 1324 code for a protein of 405 amino acids. Gene Ontology annotation, biological process: beta-D-galactose catabolic process via UDP-galactose, Leloir pathway. The transcript has 10 exons. Gene Ontology annotation, molecular function: UDP-glucose:hexose-1-phosphate uridylyltransferase activity; zinc ion binding. Gene Ontology annotation, cellular component: cytoplasm. The record is from RefSeq and is a predicted model, not a curated record.